Molecule: messenger RNA, 1588 nt
Organism: Physella acuta
Lineage: Eukaryota; Metazoa; Mollusca; Gastropoda; Physidae
Product: 26S proteasome regulatory subunit 4
Molecular function (GO): ATP binding; ATP hydrolysis activity
Source: RefSeq, a predicted model, not a curated record
UCUCCAAAAGAAUCGCACAGCGCAUGACACAAAAUCUGCAUUGUAACUUCCCAUAGCUCACCAAACCAAGAGGAAUAAUGGGUCAGCGACAGUCAGGAGGAACUGGAGGGCAGGGGAAUGAUAAAGGAGAUGAUAAAGAUAAGAAAAGAAAAUAUGAGCCACCUGUUCCUACCCGGGUAGGUAAAAGAAAGAAGAGAUCCAAGGGACCAGAUGCAGCAACAAAAUUACCCCAAGUGACUCCAUAUACUAGAUGUCGUCUCAAGAUGUUAAAGUUGGAAAGGAUUAAGGAUUAUUUACUUAUGGAAGAAGAGUUUAUUAAAAACCAGGAAAGAUUAAAACCCCAAGAAGAAAAACAUGAGGAAGAGAGAAGUAAAGUUGAUGAGCUACGUGGGUCUCCUAUGUCUGUAGGGAACUUAGAAGAAAUAAUUGAUGACAACCAUGCUAUAGUCUCCACAUCAGUAGGCAGUGAACAUUAUGUCAGUAUAUUGUCAUUUGUAGACAAAGACCAGCUUGAACCAGGUUGUUCUGUGUUGCUUAAUCAUAAGGUUCAUGCAGUAGUAGGUGUGUUAGGGGAUGAUACUGACCCAAUGGUAACCGUUAUGAAAUUAGAAAAAGCUCCUCAAGAAACAUAUGCUGAUAUUGGAGGUUUAGAUAAUCAAAUACAGGAAAUAAAGGAAUCUGUAGAGCUACCUCUCACUCACCCUGAAUACUAUGAGGAGAUGGGAAUCAAACCACCCAAAGGAGUUAUUCUGUAUGGGCCACCAGGAACAGGUAAAACACUUCUAGCCAAAGCUGUGGCCAACCAGACGUCUGCUACUUUUCUGAGAGUAGUUGGUUCUGAACUUAUUCAAAAAUAUUUGGGUGAUGGCCCAAAACUAGUAAGAGAGCUGUUUCGCGUAGCUGAGGAGCAUGCACCUUCUAUUGUAUUUAUUGAUGAAAUUGAUGCUGUUGGUACAAAAAGGUAUGAAUCUAACUCUGGUGGUGAAAGAGAGAUUCAGAGAACUAUGUUAGAGCUGCUUAACCAGUUGGAUGGGUUUGAUUCUCGUGGAGACGUCAAGGUUGUCAUGGCAACAAACAGAAUAGAGACAUUGGAUCCUGCUCUGAUUCGCCCAGGACGAAUAGACAGGAAAAUAGAGUUCCCUCUUCCUGAUGAAAAAACAAAGAGGCGCAUAUUCACAAUCCACACAAGUCGUAUGACCUUGGCUGAAGAUGUCAACAUUGAAGACUAUGUCAUGUCCAAGGAUGACCUGUCUGGGGCUGAUAUUAAGGCUAUUUGUACUGAGGCUGGCUUGUUGGCUUUAAGAGAACGUCGAAUGAAAGUCAUGAAUGAAGACUUCAAAAAGGCCAAAGAAAACGUUUUGUACAGGAAGAAUGAGGGUACACCAGAAGGAUUGUAUUUAUAAUUUUGCAGCUAUUUUCUUUAAUUUUAAACGUUUGAAUGUGUUUAAAUUCAGUGAUUUGUAUGGAAAUUGUCAUCUCCUUUAUUAUAGAGCUAUUAUAGGACGAUUUUUGCCAUGCUUACAGAAAAUUCUGUUACAAGUCACAUAACUUAAAUUGAAGUUACAAAUAAAAUAUUGGUUGUUUACUU